AUGAUGUGGAUACUGGCACAUGUCUUCCUCUAUUCACUGUUUUUAUCGAAAUGUGAUCCAUUGAGUGAAGAAAUGAAGGAAUAUCCGACAAAUAGGGAACCGAGGAUAUGGCCUUGGCCGUUCAUACUGCCUUUUUAUAGAAAAACUAUCAUACCGAGGGUGGCCUGCACUGGAAACAACCAGGAAGGGAUUUGCCUGAGCAAACUUCAGUGUGAGGCCAAUACAGGAACCCCAUCAGGCCGAUGUGCCAGCAAUAAAGGCGUCUGCUGUGUCUUUGUUAAAAGCUGUGGUGAUAGUACAAAAUCGCAAAUAACGUAUUUCACCAACCCAGAGUUUCCUUCUCCAAAGACUGGAGGAGCAAUGUGUCAACUUACGAUACAUAAAGCCAAAGAUAAUAUUUGUCAGCUCAGAAUGAAAUUCCUCCAGUUAAACUUGGCACAGCCAAACAAUGCUGGGGAGUGCAACGAUGACUUUCUGUCCCUUGGAUCUCACACGACACCAAUAAUCUGCGGGAAUAAUAAUGACAAAACAGUUUAUGUCGAUUUUGACCCAAACUGCGCCUUUCAUCAAGUCACUGUUGACACGACAAGCAGCCUGAAUGAUCAACGAUUUUGGAAUAUUGAAAUAACUCAAAUCUCAUGUGACAGUGUUGAACUAGCUCCCAGUGGAUGUCUGAUGUAUUUCACCUCUACUUCUGGCUCCGUGUCCAGUUUCAACUUUGACGGGAGUGCUACGAUGUUUAUAUUAGUUUUUAAAGAUCCAACAAAUCACCAGUUGAACAACUUGAACUACGGCGUCUGUGUCAAACCAACAAUCGGCUACUGUGAAAUCGAGUGGUCUGCGUCGUCAGACAGCAUUUAUUCCUUUACGAUAUCUGGAGAUACGACGGCCGGUCUACCAGGUGUUGCUCUAAUGGGUACCGACUGUACGAAUAAUUUUGUCAUCAUCCCCUCGCCAAUUAGGGAAGGGAUGGACCUUGUAGAAGACAGGUUCUGCGGAAACUCAUUCAACACUGUGAGAACAAAAUCACAGCCGUAUGUGCUUACAGUAAGAACCGCCAUCAGCGAGGAUGAAGAUAUAGGAAAUAGGGGAUUUAAUUUGAAUUUUAGACAAAUUUUAUGCUCAUCGUAAUAUUUUCUAAAUAAAUCUA
This is a messenger RNA of Cimex lectularius (bed bug), 1150 nucleotides long. RefSeq lists its product as uncharacterized. The record is from RefSeq and is a predicted model, not a curated record. The transcript is spliced from 9 exons. Lineage: Eukaryota; Metazoa; Arthropoda; Insecta; Hemiptera; Cimicidae. Bases 1 to 1131 code for a protein of 376 amino acids.